CUAUCAAAUGAAUAUCAAGCUUUCUUUCCCUCUUGCUAUCGAAUCCCAACCACAGAAACAAGCGGUCAUGAGAGCUCGUCUUUCCCACCUCUAAAACAAGACCAUCUGGCUUUCCCUCCCAUGGCCAUGGCCUCCACAAUAGCUCCUCAAGCUUCAUACUCUCUCAUACGCAAAGCCCAAAACAGUGGCCACUUACGAGAAGAGUACCACCCAACGCUAAAAGGAGCAAAAUCAAGAAGUUCAAGAAGAAACCAUGAUAAUAGUUUGCGCGUCUUUGCAUCACAGCAAGAACCACCAAAACCCCAAAGAGCACCACCAGGAGUUGACACAAGAAUCCAUUGGGAUAAUGAAGAUGAAGGUUGGAUUGGAGGAAGCACUAGUUCCCAGCAAGAACAACAACAACAACAAAGCAAUGAACCAAAGGAGCAGAAGAAUCUAUUGGGUGAGAAGUUUGCUGAUUUGCUAAACGACUCAUCCGAUUCUCAUUACCAGUUCUUAGGAGUAUCAGCAGAAGCAGAUAUGGAAGAGAUCAAAGCUGCUUACAGAAGAUUAUCAAAAGAGUACCAUCCAGACACAACUUCUCUUCCACUAAAAGUUGCUUCAGACAAGUUCAUGAGGCUUAGAGAGAUAUACCAUGUACUGAGCGAUGAAGAAACCCGUAGAUUUUAUGAUUGGACACUUGCUCAGGAGGCUGCAAGCCGCAAAGCCGAGAAACUGAAAAUGAAAUUGGAGGAUCCUUACAAGCAAGAUGUAGAGAACUGGGAAUCUGUUCCUGACAUGGUUGAUCGCCUUGGUGGAAAGAACAUGGAGCUAGGUGAUCAAGCAACCGCAGCCCUUGGCUUUGAUAUUAUCGUCAUUAUUUUUUCCAUUUUUAGUAUCAUUUUUGCUCUUUACUUCAAAGAACCAUACUAAUCAAGAAUAGCUUAGAGCCUUGUAUUAUAAAUGUAAUGUAUAUAAAGUGACCCCUCAUUCCAAGUUCACAUCAAACUAUAUAUUGUGGCUACAAUCAUGAAAGUUCACUUGUUUAUGUGAUUGAACAUGAUUUAUGUGCUA
This is a messenger RNA of Quercus robur (English oak), 1053 nucleotides long. Its product is annotated as NAD(P)H-quinone oxidoreductase subunit T, chloroplastic. The annotation marks the transcript as partial. The record is from RefSeq and is a predicted model, not a curated record. NCBI's taxonomy places the organism in Eukaryota, Viridiplantae, Streptophyta, Magnoliopsida, Fagales, Fagaceae. The transcript has 2 exons.